UUCUUGAAAAAUUUGAAGAAAAAUAUUUAUUUAAUUUUCUUUUAUAUUUCGAAUAUCUCACCGUCGCCUGGCAACGGAAGCCAUCUCCAUAGCUACCGAGCGUUCAUUUGUCAACAAACGAGACGGUGUCGGUGGUCAAAUCGAGCCGGCGCGCGCAGACGGAGAGCGAGCCGAGCCGACCGGACAGCGCCGGCAGCGGCGCCGACAGUCCCGCGCUGGUCACCACCACGCUGGUGGCCGCUCCGUUCAUCACCGUCACAGGUGACGCCGGCAGCAGCUCGCGCUCGUUCGCGCCGCUCACUCCAGUGAACCCCUCGUCAGCUGUUGUCAGCGAAGGCGGCACCGUGGCGGCCUCAGAGACGGCCGUGGCGGCCGGCGUCGGCACCGCCAGCUACGUGCAGCAACAGUAUGUAGAUGGUUCGACGGCCGACACCAGCCUCUACACGGCCACCACUAACGGACAGAUAGACUGCGACUGUCGGCGGCUGCUCUGUAAGUGUGGAUCGGGGCCUCGUCUCGGCCGGCCCUCUCCGUCACUCUGGCCUACCCCGCCGCUGUAUACGCCGCCAUUAACGACGGUACGGUCACGAUGUACACGGGCGACGGCGGCGCCUUCUACACCAACGGCUCCCAGGGUCAGCCGGUGGUGACGCAGGGUCAGCUCAUCACUGCCGGCAACACGUACAUGAUCCACCAGCCGCGCGUCGAGGGCGCCGACACGCACUCUCUGACUAUGACCACGGCGCGCGGCAGUCAGCAGACGGAGCAGGCUGCCGGUGACGCGCAGGCCGGCGAGCAGCAGACGGUCACCUACAUGAUGGCCACGGCGCCGCAGCAGCAGCAGCCGCCGGCCGCCGCGGCGGCCUCCUCGUCUGCUGCCGAGGCGUCUGACCCGCUGGCGCAGGCCACCCGGGUCUCUCCAGCCACGCCUUCCUCGGCCCCGCCGUGUCCGCCGCUACAGCCGUCACCUCUGGUCACCGAGCACACCAAAGUGUACAUCAUCAACAACAGCGCGCCGCCGACGGGCGCCGCCGGCCGGCUAGGCGGCGCCGCCGACCCCGCCGCGGAGGAGGGGGACGAGGACGACCCACAAGAGGACGACGUACUGGGCCUACUGCUGCUGAAUCGCGUGUUUGGACCGACGGUCCAAUGGCUGAACGACAACUACGAGGUGGCGGAGGGCGUGUCGCUGCCCCGCUCCACACUCUACAGCCACUACCUGCGCCACUGCGCCGAGAACAAGCUCGACCCCGUCAACGCGGCGUCGUUCGGCAAACUGAUCCGCCAGGUGUUCUACGGACUGCGCACUCGACGGCUGGGCACUCGCGGCAACUCCAAGUACCACUACUACGGUAUCCGCGUCAAACCGGAGUCGCCGCUCAACAACCUCACAGAGGAGGUGUCCCUGAUGGGUCGACAGAGCGGCGGCCGCGGCAGCCGCGCGCGCAGAGAGGAGUACCAGGACGGCAACAUUGACAUGCACCAGACUCAGGUACAGCAGUACCUGGGCGACAGCAGCAGCGCCGUGCCGAAUGUGCCCGACAUCGACCUGACGGCGCAGACCCUGCCGGAGGGCGUCACAGAGGAGGACGUCACCAACUUCACCUCCAUCUACCGCGAGCACUGCGAGGUGCUUCUCGACGCCGUGGUCACCCUGCAGUUCUCCUCUGUGGAGAUCAUCUGGCAGCAGUUCUGGAGGUCGGCCAACAACAGCGAGGACCUGCUGGAUGAUGACCCGGAGAAGAUCAUGCCGAAGCGGGUGCUGCACCAGCUCUGUGACUGGCCGCCCGUGCAGGACUAUGUGAAGACGAUGGACUACCUCUUCUACCAGAACCUGGUCGAUGUGCUGAUUCCGGACGUUCUGCGUGCCAUUCCCAGCACGCUGACGCAGGCGAUCCGUAACUUCGCCAAGACACUGGAGGGCUGGCUGCGCUCGGCCACCGAGAGCACGCCGGCCGGCAUGGUGCGCGUCAAGCUGGCCGCCGUGGCGGCGUUCGCGCAGACGCUGCGCCGCUACACGUCUCUGAACCACCUGGCGCAGGCGGCGCGCGCAGUGCUGCAAAACUCGGGACAGAUCUCGCAGAUGCUGGCCGACCUGAACCGGGUCGACUUUGUCAACGUCCAGGAACAGGCGUCCUGGGUGUGCCAGUGCGACGACAGCCUGGUGCAGCGUCUGGAGGCCGACUUCAAGGUGACGCUGCAGCAGCAGAACUCGCUGGAGCAGUGGGCCUCCUGGCUGGAGGACGUCGUCACCACCGUCCUCAAGCCGUUCGAGAACAAACCCGAGUUCCCCAAGGCGGCGCGCCAGUUUCUGCUCAAGUGGUCGUUCUACAGCUCGAUGGUGAUUCGCGACCUCACACUGCGCAGCGCCGCCUCGUUCGGCUCGUUCCACCUGAUCCGACUUUUGUACGACGAGUACAUGUUCUACCUGAUCGAGAACCGCGUGGCGCGCGCCACGGGCGAGAUGCCUAUCGCCGUGAUGGGCGACCGCAGCGGCCAGCCGGCGCCCCAGCAGCCCACGCAGACUGCCGCCGAGCGGGAGAGCGCGUUUGACGCGCCGUCGGAGCUGCUGCUCUCCAACGGACCUCUGCUGGACGGACCACUGGCCGCCGAGCGUGGAGACGGCGACGUGAAGCGACUGCGCCGCGAGUGACCGCCUCGCCGCGCCGCUCCUCGCCCCCGCUGCUCAACUGCGCGCGCCGCCGCCGCCGCUGCCGCCGGACGCAACGGGCGCUGGCCAAAGGAACUGGGGCCUUAUCUGCCGUGGCGCCGCCGCUCUCCGACUGUCGCGCACAUUCCUCUCAGUGCACAGACUGCCUGCCUCACCGUUGUUCAUUCCACACUCGCGCAGCGCGGACAGUAUUCGUGAACGGACGGCCGGAGGGCGAGACGCGCUCUCUCGCCCAGGACUGUGCAGUGUUAUCUCCCCCCUAUCCCCCCCUCUCUCCCCAGUGUGUCGCAGCGCGCAGCGAACGCGCGGCCGUCGCCAGUAAUCAGGCGGCAGCCGGCGCCCGUCGAUGUGCGCCUUUGGAUGUGUUUAAGUCGUGGCUGGAGGACGGGCGUGCGCCCGGGGGCUGCUCGGAGCGCUCGCCUGUCUAGCCGUCCCGCCUGCCGCCUGCGGGCCGUUUCUAUGUUGCUUAGAUGUCAUUGCCGUGCCGGGCUGAGUGUGCGAGUGUGAGUGUCUGUCUACCUGUCCGGGUGAGCACGCAGGGUGUCCGCUGGCGGUGCUGUGCCAGCGAGCGGCCGCGCAGCUGCGCUACCGACUGACGGAGAUUAGUUCUGACGGAAUAAAGUCGUGUGCCGAA
This is a messenger RNA of Amphibalanus amphitrite, 3305 nucleotides long. It is a transcript of the gene Rfx, whose product is annotated as transcription factor RFX3-like. Bases 590 to 2653 code for a protein of 687 amino acids. Lineage: Eukaryota; Metazoa; Arthropoda; Thecostraca; Balanomorpha; Balanidae. The transcript is spliced from 16 exons. Gene Ontology annotation, biological process: regulation of transcription by RNA polymerase II. The record is from RefSeq and is a predicted model, not a curated record. Gene Ontology annotation, molecular function: DNA-binding transcription factor activity, RNA polymerase II-specific; RNA polymerase II cis-regulatory region sequence-specific DNA binding.